AUGGAUUCCAAACAGAUGGUGCAUAUGAAUCAAGGAGAAAUGGAAACUAGCUAUGCUCGCAACUCCAGUUUUCAGAGUGCUGAGCAGAACAGGAUGAAGCCCCUGAUGGAAGCUGCGAUUGUUGAUGUAUGCAGCAACACAAGCACCUUGUUGUGCGGAAAGAUGGUGAUCGCAGACUUGGGCUGCUCCUCUGGCCCAAACGCGGUAGCACUGGUGUCGAUCGCCCUCGAGGCCACCCGCAACCACUUUCUUCAGUUGCGACAGACACCUCCGGAAGUCAGUCUACUCCUUAAUGAUCUCCCAUACAAUGACUUCAACAUAGUGGUGAAGAGCCUGGUUGCUCUCCGGCAAAUCAACGAGCCUGUUGUUGUAGCUGGUGUUGUACCAGGGUCAUUCUACGAGAGGCUCUUCCCUAGUGGCUCCGUGCAUCUUUUCUGUUCAUCCAACAGCAUUCAUUGGCUCUCAAAGGCUCCUGAUGCUUUAAGGAUAAGCCAAAUCCCUGCAUAUGAUAUCGAUGAGAAUGUUAGGCAUGAAAGACUCCCAGUGGUCGCUGGAGCUUAUGCACGGCAAUUCAGGAAAGAUUUCACAAUCUUCCUGAAGCUGAGAGCCAAAGAAUUGGUCCCAGAUGGCCGGAUGGUUGUUUCCCUUGCGGGGAGGCGUUCUGAUGAGCUCGUCAGCGAAAUCUCUCAUGUCUGGGGAACUGCAGCUCAGAUUUUAGGCAUCAUGGUCUCAGAGGUAAAUGCAGAACUUCACCUUUCAACCAUUUUGUCAAUUGCUAACAAGCAUGUGAGUGUUUGA
Triticum turgidum subsp. durum (durum wheat) is the source of this 798-nucleotide messenger RNA. The record is from the annotation of a GenBank genome assembly. Lineage: Eukaryota; Viridiplantae; Streptophyta; Magnoliopsida; Poales; Poaceae.